CUAGAAAAAGGCCAGGAAGACAAAGUGCCGAAAGCGACAUCGUUUGGCAUUUCUCUCGUGGCUUGUCAGCAAAUGCCACCAGCACUGGUUCUUUAAUAAUUGUUGUUUGACUGUUAGCAUUAAAAUAAAAUAAAAAAUAAAGACAGCGAUCUUCCUUCUCCACUGCUCCAUUCUUUUAAACUCGAACAACAACCAGAAGGCCAGAUUCUAGAACCAGCAGCCUACUUCCCCUUUUUCUUCAGUUGAAACACCAGAAAAACAAAAUGAUGGGUGGACGCAGGGAGGGUCCUUUGAUGAGAAACGCAUCGCACUCAGUGGUGAAAUCAAGAAUACUGAUGGCAAUAACCAUUGGGAUUUCAUUGGGUUGCCUCUUCGCUUUUCUUUAUCCUCAUGGAAUCCUCUCUUCCUCUGCCCCUGCAUUCCACUCUCGCCACACCCAGGUUCUAUCUGCCGAGUGUGAAUCGUCUGAAAGGUUAAAUGAGUUGAAAUCACAGUAUGCAGCAGCAUCCGUGACAAAUGCAGAGUUGAGACAACAGGUUAAGGAGCUCACCGAAAAGCUUAGAUUGGCUGAACAAGGGAAAGACCAUGCACAAAAGCAAGUCGAGGCAUUGGGUAAACGGCACAAAGCUGGGCCUUUUGGAACUGUUAAAGGCUUGAGAACCAACCCCACAGUGAUUCUAGAUGAAUCCGUUAACCCCAGAUUGGCCAAAAUUCUUAAACAUGUUGCUGUUCAAAGAGAGCUUGUAGUGGCACUUGCAAAUUGGAAUGUGAAGGACUCAUUAGAGGUUUGGUUCACAAACAUUAAGAGAGUUGGUAUACCUAAUUAUUUGGUUGUUGCUUUGGAUGAUAAGAUUGCUGAAUUUUGUGAAUCCAAUGAUGUUCCUGUGUAUAAGAGAGACGCCGACGAAGGAAUUGAUUCCAUUGGGAGGACAGGGACAAACCAUGCUGUUUCAGGAUUGAAAUUUCGUAUCUUGAGAGAGUUUUUGCAGCUGGGGUACAGUGUUCUCCUUUCGGAUGUUGAUAUUGUGUAUUUGCAGAACCCUUUCAAUUAUCUUUAUCGAGAUUCAGAUGUGGAAUCCAUGACUGAUGGCCAUGACAACAUGACUGCUUAUGGAUUCGAUGAUGUCUUUGAUGAACCUCCAAUGGGAUGGGCUCGAUAUGCUCAUACAAUUCGGAUAUGGGUUUACAACUCCGGUUUCUUCUAUAUCAGACCAACAAUCCCUUCAAUUGAGCUUUUGGAUCGUGUGGCUGGUCGCCUUGCACGUGAGCCAAAGUCAUGGGACCAGGCCGUUUUCAAUGAGGAACUCUUUUUCCCUUCACAUCCUGGGUAUGAGGGGCUUCAUGCUGCUCGGAGAACCAUGGAUUUCUAUCUCUUCAUGAACAGUAAAGUGCUCUUCAAGACUGUGAGAAAAGAUGCUAUACUGAGCAAGUUUAAGCCGGUCAUUAUUCACGUAAAUUACCAUCCUAAUAAGCUUGAACGAAUGAAAGCAAUUGUGGAAUUCUAUGUUAAUGGCAACCGGGAUGGAUUGAAGGUUUUUCCUGAUGGUUCAGAUUGGUAAAUUGUGCUUUGCUCAUCACAAAUUCACAAUUACCCUGGGCAAAAGGUUCAUCCAGUAAAUGGUUCAAAGCAUAUU
Messenger RNA from Durio zibethinus, 1634 nucleotides. RefSeq names its product arabinosyltransferase RRA3-like. Lineage: Eukaryota; Viridiplantae; Streptophyta; Magnoliopsida; Malvales; Malvaceae. The record is from RefSeq and is a predicted model, not a curated record. Gene Ontology annotation, molecular function: glycosyltransferase activity. Gene Ontology annotation, biological process: root hair cell development.